GAACCGUCGUUCUCUCUAACUCCCGCGCCACCCACCGACCCACUCUCUCCGCUCGCCCGCCGGUAUCCCUUUGCCGCCGUUCGCAAAAGCUAUUCAAUUUGCGCUUUUUUCCUCUGAUUGAAAGAUGGGUGACAAUGGCAAUUGGGAAGAGGAGGAGGAAGAAGAGGACGAAUUGGAAUUCUCCAGAAAUUAUUUUCUAGCAAAGGAACUUGCAUCCUCGGUAAAGAAAUCAAAACACAAACUCACCGACAUCGAUGUUGUUGAUGAACAGGAACUCAGGGAAGCUGCAAUGAACAUUCAACCCAAGCAUGAAAACGAGAUUGCCCUCUUAUUGGAUUCCUAUAUAGCUAUGUACCCUGAAUGGCUUCUCUCGCUUAGAUGUGGCUUCGCUCUUCUAAUGUAUGGCUUUGGUUCUAAGAAAGCUUUGAUUGAAGACUUUGCUUCACAGACACUCACUGAAUACUCUGUAGUUGUCAUUAAUGGUUAUCUUCAGACCAUUAACUUAAAACAGGUUGUAAUAGCUGUAGCUGAACUUCUAUGUGAUCAAGUGAAAGCUAAACGAAGGGUUUCCAGCCGACAACAGCCUUUCAAUACUCAAUCUAUGGAAGAUCUUCUUACAUUUUUAUAUGAAGUGGAAGUAGAAGACAACGAUUGUUUCGUUUGUGUAGUUAUUCACAAUAUUGAUGGACCAGGAUUAAGGGACUCUGAAACCCAACAAUAUCUCGCUCGACUGGCUUCUUGUACCCAUAUUCGUAUUGUCGCCUCUAUUGACCAUGUUAAUGCUCCCCUGUUUUGGGACAAGAAUAUGGCUCACACACAGUUCAAUUGGUGUUGGUAUCAUGUUCCUACAUUUUCCCCAUAUAAGGUUGAAGGCAUGUUUUAUCCUCUGAUUCUUGCACAUGGCAGUGCCAGCCAAAGUGUCAAAACAGCUGCCAUAGUUUUGCAAAGUUUGACACCUAAUGCCCAGAGUGUAUUCAAAGUUCUUGCUGAAUAUCAACUUUCUCAUCCUGAAGAAGGAAUGCCAAUCAACGAUCUCUACUCAGUCUGUCGUGAACGUUUCCUUGUCAGCAGCCAGGUUACCCUGAAUUCCCAUUUGACAGAAUUUAAAGACCACGAGCUGGUCAAGACCAAGAGGCAUUCGGACGGUCAAGAUUGCUUGCACAUCCCUCUGACAACAGAAGCACUUCAAAAAGUUCUACUUGAGAUUAGUUAGUAGUGUGGAGCAUGAUCCCAGCGAGAUUCUUAGGGGGGGCAAACAAAUUAGUUCAUACAAUCACUUUCCAAAAAUGGAUGAUAGGCGUUGUAUAUUGAAUGUAAUUCAAAUUAUCUGAAGCUCAUUCCUAAUGGGAGCCUAAAUAUUUAUAUUUUCUUACUUGUGUUUUAUGAAGAAAAUUUGUCAUUUAUAUGGGUUUUUA
Messenger RNA from Cicer arietinum (chickpea), 1415 nucleotides. RefSeq names its product origin of replication complex subunit 2. Lineage: Eukaryota; Viridiplantae; Streptophyta; Magnoliopsida; Fabales; Fabaceae. Gene Ontology annotation, molecular function: DNA replication origin binding. The record is from RefSeq and is a predicted model, not a curated record. Gene Ontology annotation, cellular component: nucleus; nuclear origin of replication recognition complex. Gene Ontology annotation, biological process: DNA replication.